This is a messenger RNA of Heterostelium album PN500, 234 nucleotides long. RefSeq lists its product as uncharacterized. The record is from RefSeq and is a predicted model, not a curated record. The coding region runs from base 1 to 234 and encodes 77 amino acids. Lineage: Eukaryota; Evosea; Eumycetozoa; Acytosteliales; Acytosteliaceae. The transcript has 3 exons.
AUGAACGCUUUAAUUAACGCUGCCAGAAGAACUAUCAUCCAACCAAGAAACAGACAAUUCUUGAGAGGUGGUGACGGUCAUGGUCAUGGUCAUGAUGGUCCAGAGUACGGAAUUCCAGUAGGUCUCCAAAAGAAUAUUUCAUUCGUCACCAAGAUUGCUGGUUGCAUCCUUUUCGCUUACAUCCCAUUCGCCGCCAUUAACCACCAAAAGGCCAAGAAGCAACAAAAGGAUUAA